GUUCAUCUGACGCUCAAAAUGCGCACACUGAGUCCGAUCUUGCUCGCCCUGCUCUCAGGCGCCUAUGGGGCAAAUGCAGUAAACUGCAACCCUCACCAGCUUCGUUCAGAGGAUGAACAUUCCGGAACCCAGCUUGCCGAAGAGCUUCUUGGAGCCUUAGGUACCAUCUCGGAAGGUCUAUGCAAAGAAAAUUCGGUUAAGCGCGAUGUCGACACCCGAGUCUUCGAAUACGACUCUUUGGUCUUUACCAUAUCGCAAGAAGACUCAAAAUACGCCGUCACAGAUUGCAGCGCUCCAUUUUCCGAUAUCAUCUCUGAAUGCAUUUCCGAAGCUAGCUAUUGGGGUGGAAGCACUUCUUUCCAAGGCCUCAAGUAUGAGAUAUACAACAAGGAAUACCCCGCCAAUGUUAUAGGCACAGCGACACUGGUGGCACGAGCGAGGACUACCAAGAAAACCACUACGAAAGCAUCCUCGACUAAAACUACUUCCUCAGCCAAGACUUCAAGCAGUACGAGUAAGACUACGUCCUCAUCGAAGACUUCCAGCAGCACUAGUAAGACAACUUCCUCAUCGACAACUUCAAGCAGUGCCAGCAAACCGACUUCCUCAUCAAGGUCUUCAAGUAGCGCUAGCAACUCAGCUUCCUCGUCGAAGUCGUCUAGUAGCACCCGCAAUUCUGCUUCAACCACAGCGUCUUCGAGUGGUUCGAGCAAGUCUUCGUCGAUAACAAGAUCUUCAAGCGGUAGCGGCGUCUCUUCUUCGACAACAAAGUCUGCCAGCGCCACAGGCAACUCGAGCUCCACGACAAGAUUCUCGAGCUCUGCAUCCAAGACUUCAUCCCUGUCCGCUUCUUCCAGUCCUUCUAUCCUGGGAUGUAAGCCAAGGAGGAGGACAUCGACCACGUCUAAGAGAUCAGAACCAACUGAGGUCUCUGCCCCCCGCCACGCCCGCGACUUCUCCGUUUCGAAGUCUUCCACAAGUCAGAUCUUCAGGCGCGCCGGGCCUCCCCCUCCUCAAUGCCAGGACGAUAAUGCUGGAGAAGACCAGGGUUGCUUUACUGUUCAAGAUGCAUCUGGCAAUGCUGUGCACUUCGCGCUUCCAGCUGGAACCACCGAUUUCGGGGGUGGCCUUGGAGCCGGCGAGUUCGGAGGCGUUACGCAAUGCAUCCGCAAGGACGGAGAGGACAUUGCCGUCAAAGUAUACAAAAACGCCAAUUCCAAGGGAGCAGAGAAAAGCUUCAAUGUUCUCAAGUUGCUGACCGGAAGCGGGAACAUCGUGAAAGCAUUUGGACAAGGUAAAGUACAAGGGAAGCCGGCCUUGGCUAUGGAGAAUUUGGGCGGCGGUAGCGUCAAGUCGCGGAUCCCGUCGGGAGAAUGGAAAGGAAAGGCCAAUGAGAGACAGUUCAAGGCGGUUGCACAAGGGAUCCUCAACGGAGUCUCGGACAUGCACGCCAAACAGAUUGCGCACAUUGAUAUCCACGAAGGAAAUGUCGCUUUCGACGGCGAUAAACCGAAAUUCGUCGACUUUGACUUCGCGUGCCAAAACCAGGACUGCCUGAAUUGGGUUCCGGCAGAUGGGCGUGCUCCUCCUGAGGCCAUUGAGGACACUAAAGCGGUGAUGGACUUUUUUAAUAAAGGAGGACCUCCUCCACCUAAAUUGUACAUCAACCCUUUUGCCAACGACGUGUGGACGACCGCGACUAUGCUCAUCUACAUGACGACUGGCUCCAAGACUCCAGCCACAAACAGUAAUCGUGCAUUUAAGAACGCGUGGAGUGAACUAGAUCUGAGCAAGCGCACUACACUUCUUUUCAAGGUCUUCACCAAGGAGAACUUCUCGUACGAGUUUGUCGAAUUGCUUGCAGGUGUCUUCACGAAAGAAGAAAACCGAAUCAAGAUCAAUGAGUUCCGCGAUAGGUUCCGCGAUUUGGACAGUAUCUACUGUUAA
Molecule: messenger RNA, 1947 nt
Organism: Periconia digitata
Lineage: Eukaryota; Fungi; Ascomycota; Dothideomycetes; Pleosporales; Periconiaceae
Source: the annotation of a GenBank genome assembly